CAUGCUAUUGCUGAAGUGAUGGCAGAGGAGAUCAAAAUGGAGAUCAAGAGAGCCCCUUUUGUCGCUGUCAUGGUGGACGAAACCACAGACGUGGCUAACAUGGCACAGCUCUCACUUGUCCUGCGCUAUGUGACGGCCACAGGUGUCAAGGAGUGUUUUGUCAAGUUUGUGGAUGUGACCAGUGGCAGGCGAGCUGAUGACCUUGCUGCUCUUAUUUUUCAUUUCUUUGAGGAAUAUGAAUGUUCUCUGGACAAAGUUGUGGCACAGUGUUACGAUGGUGCAGCGGUAAUGGCCUCUGGACUCAAUGGGGUGCAGGCUAAAGUAAAGGAGAAGGUACCUAUGGCCUUAUUCAUUCACUGUUAUGCACAUCGUCUUAAUCUAGUACUGACUCAAGGGGUCUCAAAGCUGAAAGAGUGCAAGGUCUUUUUUGCCAACCUGAGCGGCCUCGCUGCAUUCUUCUCCAGAUCUCCAAAGCGCACUCAACUACUGGAUGACUUGUGUAAGCAGCGUCUUCCUCACGUCGCGCCGACACAGUGGCAAUACACAUAGCUGUGCUAAAGGAGUUGUUUGAUCACAUAUUGGAACACCAUGAUGAGUAUGAUCAGGACACUGUGCUUU
Molecule: messenger RNA, 618 nt
Organism: Melanotaenia boesemani (Boeseman's rainbowfish)
Lineage: Eukaryota; Metazoa; Chordata; Actinopteri; Atheriniformes; Melanotaeniidae
Product: zinc finger MYM-type protein 1-like
Exons: 2
Coding region: 19-549 (176 amino acids)
Source: RefSeq, a predicted model, not a curated record